Vitrella brassicaformis is the source of this 4391-nucleotide messenger RNA. The record is from the annotation of a GenBank genome assembly. Lineage: Eukaryota; Vitrellaceae.
GGAGGCACUGUGAAGACCUGUUGGGCGGACGAGUCCGCUUGUCCAUCCCUCAGCCGCUUCUCGUUUGCAACUGAUCCAUCAACGGCCUUCAAGUUGCUGCCCGGCGGAUCAUCGCGGUACGUAGCGGCCUCUCGUCCGACGGUGAGUGGGAAGAUGCGGCGAUUGGAUCACUCACAAGCACACCGAUCUGUUUGCUGUCUGUGUGUCUGUGUGUGUCUUCAGGUCUGCCUUGUCGACGGGCGGACUGAUUGGUUGAGUGUGUGUGGACAGCUGGCUGCCGACUCAUGCCUUUGAUAGGCAAGCACUGAUUGAUGCACACAACAAAUGCACCAGGUGCCCGCCAAUCUGUCUGUGUGUGUGUGUGGUCCAUGGUGCAGCUGUCUGUCUGUGUGUUUGAGUGAAUGAGAGCGAUGUGGUCUGGUCGUCCCGACACCGACAUGGCCGCUGCUGGCCCGGCGGACGGCGGCGAUGGCGAUGAAGGUACACUCAGCUCAGACAAAUGCAGCACAUCACACACGCAGCAUCAUUGGCAAAGGUCGUGUGUGUGUGUCUGUCCAUUCCUCUGCAGGCCAACGCGGCGGCGGUGACGAGCGGCGGCCAGUGGAUGUGGAGGAGCGCCAGGAGGGCCGUGCAAACGGUGGUGCGGUGAGCAAUGUCGUCAUGAGGCAGAGGAACAACGCCUCCAUGACAGAGCCCUCUCAGAUGCCAUCGCCGGUAGGCCAACAAACACGAGCACCGCGACAGACAGACAGACACCUUCACCCACUCUCCCUUUCAUAUGUGUGUGUCAUUGGCUGUCCCGCCGCGGCACACGGCAGGCCAUCCAUCUCACAGCCAGGGUGGCGGGUGGGCCACAAGCAGCAGCAGCAUCAGCACCAUCAGCAGUGGAGCAGGAAUCCUCAUCUAGCUAUGCAGGUAGUCAAUGGAUGCACCACAGCCAGCCUGACACAGCACGUCAUCAUCGUCUGGGUCGUGUGUGUGUGUGGGUGUGUGUGUGUGUGAAGGUGUUGGUGUUGUAAAGCGUGCCGGCUCCCCUCUGGAGCAUCAGGAGCACGAGAGGCCCAAGGGAGACAGGCAAAGGGACCAACCUGCCGCCAACCUGCCCAGUGCCCAGCAGCCACAGGUGAUUGCAUCCCUCCUCUGUCCUUACCACACUAAGACAUGGCAUGGCUGUGUUGUGAACUGUGUUGUGUAUGGUGUGAACAGCGUCCCCCCGCUGCCAAUCCUCCUGCUGCUAGUCUUGGUGUCCCUCCAUCCACUGGUCCGACGCUGAGCGGCCAUGGGCGUCGCCCACCGCAACCGCCCCGUCUCGGAGGGGGCGUCAGCAGUGGUGUUGGUGCUGAAGCUGGUGUUGCUGCCUCCGGUGGGCAGCAGGGCAGCGGGCAGGACCGACAGAACGGAGGUAGGUCAACAAAUUACCCACCAUCAACACACAUACCACCCUCCCCUGUGGACGCUAUGCCACAGGUCCGACGCUACCCCCUGGCUGGAAGAGCUUGGAGAAGGGGGUGAUCGACGUCGACUUCCCUCGUAGCACCAGUGACGCCAGCAUUCGGCUGUCCAAGGCCAUCAUUCGCCGCACCAUCACUGGCGCACAGCAUCUGACGGGCAUCAUCCACCAGCAGGGAUCGGACCCCGACCUGAGGGCGGGGCUGUGGGUGGCGGGCACCACAUCAUGCUGGACCUAUCCGCUCCUGUCGCUGUGCAUCGACAACCUCACCAACAACAGCGUGCCGUCCAUAUGGGCAGCCGACGUCAAUGGUGGUUACACUCCCGUCGCCUUGCCUUUGUGGGAGACCCCCGGCCUCCAGUUUGCCGUCAUGAAGGCCCUCAUCGAAAGCGGCGCCGACAUCAAUGCGGGCCAUACGUGCUGGCCCAUCCGGGUGGCCAUCGCCUCAUGCAAUCGGCCCGCAUUCGGCCUCUUGAUGAGUCGGCCAGGUGCGCACCCAUUCACAGCACUCACCACACCUAACACACAGCGUGAUGUCUGUCUGUUCCAGGCAUCCAGCUGCAGGGGCGUCAGGUGAUGCGGCUGCCGAGCAGAUCGCCGACGGACCAGCCGACUGCGGCUCACGAGGCCAUCCUGCUGUCCUUCUACCGGCAGCUCAUCCAGCGUCACCCCACACUCGCAGCCGAGACCGAUGCGGACAAAGGCAGCAAUUCGGUGCAUUGGGCCGCCAUGAAGCCUUCCGUCUGGUCCCAGCAGUUCAUCGAGGACUACAUCGACAUGCUGGUGGCCAACGGGGCCGACAUCACGGCUGUGGACAACUUUGGGCUGACGCCAUUGCACCUCGCGGUCAUCAGCGGCGCCCAUUGUGUCGCUGCCUCUCUCUUCCGCCGCCUCACCCCUGCUGACAUCAACAGAGGGAGACCGAAUGACCCCACCUGCACACCCCUCACCGAUGCUGCCCGAUGGCUCGAUGAGUCCACCCAGCGGCUGCGGGACGACAAUGUGGGCGAGGAGACGAAGGACGAAUCCAGAAGACAGAUCCCCAACCUGCAGAAGACCAUCCGCACACUCCUCCAGGCCGGUGCCGACAUCGCCCUGAUGCCCACGGCCACAGAGCGGCACCGCCGUCGCCGCCAGCUCGUGUUGGCGGAGCGCACGGCGCUGCCCAACGAGCUGCCCAUUCCCGAGCCGCGCCCCGCCACCAUCGAGGCGCCCUUCCAGCCCCCCACAGCCAAGCACAAAACGACUGAGCAGCCCUCGGCUGACCGUCUGCUGCUCUCUAACCCCAGCUGUGUGUCGACGGCCGACCAGACGCCCCGCGAGGAGCCGCUGCCGGGCCCAUCGGCAGGCAGCAAAUUGGGCAGAGGGAGGGGGCUGGGCCUCCCGGCUGCUGCACCAUCCCUGUCGUCUCGGGCGGCCCCUUCGGCUACCCCUCUGCCGUCAGCUGAGGAGCUGCACAAGUCGGCCAUGCGGCGACCGUUUGUGUCGUCGAGUCCCUCUCACCCGCCCCCACGCCCUUCGCGCCUCCCACCUGCACACAGACCGGCGAGCGGUGCCGAUGAGUCAUUCCCGCAUCCAGCGCAUGAGCCACAGCAUCCGUAAGCAGACAGACACAGAGAAGGGGAUGGAUUGGUUGGGCACAGUGAAUGGUGUUGGUGUGUGUUGUCGUUUUAUUUCGUGUCAGUGACGGCUCGUUUCUCUCGUCGUCGAGUGGGCAUCGUCCGUCAGGACAUCGGGGCCCUCUGGCACUCGUCAAGUGUCCCAGGCAAGGAACAGACAGGCCGACAUCAGGACACCUCACGCACACAUCGGUGGGGGGUCGCUUAUGGUGCGUGCGUCUUCUCAGGUCGUUUGGGGCUUCGUUAAGCCACGAUGACGCCCGUCAGUCGCCAUUCUACGGGCCCAGGUAGCGCACACGCUCAAUCAACACACGCGGCACAGCCGCCAUCGAAUUGCCACGUCUGUUCUGUGGUGUGUCAGAUCCGGGUUUCACGCCUGUACGUCCUCCAGUAGCUACGACCACUCCAGUGCACCACCAGCUCCAGCAGCAGCUGCAUUUGCAACACCAUCAGCACCAUACGAAGAGCCACUAGGGUAGGCAGGCACACCCACACACCGGCGAUGGGCUGCUCGUCACGUUAUUGGCUUGCGACGCCGCGUGUGCUACCAGGUCAUCGCACCACCAUGAGGGCGGACAGGGCGUCUCGGUGUCGGUACACCAUGGUGCUGCUGCUCCUGCUAAUGCUCUAAAUGAUAGGUGGGUGUCGAUUGGUUGUCUCACUAUCAGUGUCCACCUGUGUGUGUGUGUGUGUGUGUGUGUGUGUGCAGGAUGGCCGGCUCGUCGCGGGAGGCUGAGCUGCAGCGCGAGAACGAGGAGCUCAAGAGAAGGUACACGCAUCCCAUAACACAGCACAUAAGAACGAAACGCAACGGUCUCGUCGGUCGGUCAGGCUUGCCGAGCUCACCAUCGCCGCGCAGCAGCACCAGCCGUCAUCGUCCAGCAGCUCCAGUGCCCCUCUCCCGCUACAGCCUUCCCCCAGCAGCAGCAGCCCCCGGGUGCGGCCCAGCCAGAGGGAGAUGGGCGUGAGUGUGCCAUCUGCCUCGACGCGCCCCCAUCGGUCAUGUACAUGCCCUGCAGACACCUGCGGCUGUGUCGCCAGUGCUAUGACCACCGCUGCAGCAAGUGGCGGCGGGACCUCCACCAGGUGCGGGCCGAGAAUGCGCGGCGGCGUCAGGAGAACGAGCGCAUCAAGAGACAGAACGAGGGCCGCAGGAAGGAGAAGAGGAUACCGUUGGUGGAGCUGCUAGACGACCCGGAGUACCUGUGUGAGCACUGCAAAAAGAGGGUGGAGUUCGCCGGGUCGCGCGAUGAGGUGCGGCAGUGGGCCGAUCAGCCCAUCAUGUGACCUUCCUACCAUCCUGCCAACAGACAUCGAUGUGG